Molecule: messenger RNA, 1628 nt
Organism: Oryctolagus cuniculus (rabbit)
Lineage: Eukaryota; Metazoa; Chordata; Mammalia; Lagomorpha; Leporidae
Gene: KCNK7
Product: potassium two pore domain channel subfamily K member 7
Biological process (GO): potassium ion transmembrane transport; stabilization of membrane potential
Cellular component (GO): plasma membrane
Molecular function (GO): potassium ion leak channel activity; outward rectifier potassium channel activity
Source: RefSeq, a predicted model, not a curated record
UUCCUCUACUAACCGGGGGCGGGGCACCCUCUCUGCCCCUGGCAAUGCUCAGGACUGGGUGAGAGGGCUGGGUGUCGCUGAGCCAGAGUGACCUCCAAUUAGCGUGAGAGCCCCCUCCAGACCGGGCUUCCUCGCCGCCGUCACCUGCUACACCAAGGUCUUCCCCCGCCCGGAUCCCUGGGAGCAGGGCUCAGCUGCCCUCCCUGGCCCUCAGCCCGGUGGAGUCCCUGCCGCCACCCACACAGCAUCUCCACCCAGCCCUGCCAGCCCCUCCCAGGUGCCCGCAGUGGAGCAGCCCUGCCCAGCCCCUCCCAGGUGCCGGCUCCACAGCACCCCAGACUUCAGCUUCACCAUGGGCCGGCUGAGGCCCUGGGCCCGCUACGGGCUCCUGCUGGUGGCCCACCUGCUGGCCCUGGGGCUGGGGGCUGCGGUGCUGCGGGCGCUGGAGGGGCCGCCAGCACUGCGGCUCCAGGCCGAGCUCAGGGCCGCGCUGGCCGCCUUCCAGGCUGAGUUUGGGGCCUGCUUGCCGCCGGGAGCGCUGCAGGAACUGCUGGACACUGCCCUGAGAGCCCAGGCCCACGGGGUCUCCAACCCGGGCAAUGCCUCGGAGGCCAGCAACUGGGACCUGCCCUCGGCCCUGCUCUUCGCUGCCAGCAUCCUCACCACCACCGGUUACGGACACAUGGCCCCUCUGUCGGCGGGCGGAAAGGCCUUCUGCGUGGCGUACGCCGCGCUGGGGCUGCCGGCCUCCCUAGCACUCGUGGCCGCCCUGCGCUGCUGCCUGCUGCCCCGGCUCAGCCGCCUGGCGGCCUGGGUGACCAGGCCCUGGCAGCCCGCCCCGGCCAGGGCCGCGCUGCUGCAGGCAGCGGCCCUGGGCCUGCUGGUGGCUGCCGCCUUUGUGCUGCUGCCCGCCCUGGUGCUGUGGGCCCUGCGAGGUGACUGCAGCCUGCUGGAGGCCCUGUACCUCUGCUUCGGCUCGCUCAGCACCAUCGGCCUGGGGGACCUGCUGCCCGGCGGCGGCCGGAGCCUGCCUCCGCUCAUCUACCACCUGGGCCAGCUCGCGCUCCUCGGUGAGUCCCGGGGAGGAAGGGGGAACCUGGACUGCGGCUCCCAUAACCUCCCGGAGCUGGGCUUCGCAGGGGUGAGGCCCCGACCCCUGCCCAGGUGCAGGAGGGGCAGUCCGGGCGGACCCCUGGGCAGCACCACCAGGUGCCAGGUGGGUCCCCGCCCCAGAGGCGCGCGGAGGUCGUCAGCAGCGCCCUGGCAACCUCUCCUCCCCAGGUUACUUGCUCCUGGGACUCCUGGCCAUGCUGCUGGCCGUGGAGACCUUCUCCGAGCUGCCCCAGGUCCGUGCCAUGGUGAAGUUCUUCGCGUCCAGUGGGCCCUCGACGGCUGAGGACCAAGGAGGCAUCCUAGGCCAGGACGAACUGGCGCUGAGCGGCCCCCUGCCCGCGGCCGCCCCAGCCUCUGAGCAGGCCCCCGCGUGCUGACCGGGUGUCCGGUGCCCCAGCUCGGCUCCUUAAAGCGCCGGGGGCGGGGCCGAGUGGACACGAACACGAGGGCGGGUUGGGGCGGGGGGAAGAACGUGUCGGGGUUUACCCAAAAAAAUAAAAGUAAAAUAAACCGGG